This is a messenger RNA of Daldinia decipiens, 1493 nucleotides long. Its product is annotated as Nitrilotriacetate monooxygenase component A/pristinamycin IIA synthase subunit A. Lineage: Eukaryota; Fungi; Ascomycota; Sordariomycetes; Xylariales; Hypoxylaceae. Bases 145 to 1305 code for a protein of 386 amino acids. The record is from RefSeq and is a predicted model, not a curated record. Gene Ontology annotation, molecular function: monooxygenase activity; oxidoreductase activity, acting on paired donors, with incorporation or reduction of molecular oxygen. The transcript is spliced from 2 exons.
CUGAAUUCAUAUUUUACGUUGAUUCUUAAUAAUCACCGCAUGGUUCUGUGGCUCGGAGGUGUCUACUCUACCAGAGGUUAACUAUACGAUACGAAAAAUUCUUCUCAGUAUUUUAUCACUCAGAUAUAGGAUUGAAAGUAGAGAAUGGCGCCAUCCAACGAGACCGGAGACGAGGCGCAGAAGUCCAAGAAACAGCUGCUCCUAAAUGCCUUUGUGAUGAUGACGCCCGGGCAUCUAUCUCCAGGGCUAUGGAAGCACCCUCGGAAUCAUACAGACGACUACAAUAAGCUCAGCUUCUGGACGUCGCUUGCGCAGCUCCUAGACAAGGGCGACUUCCACGCCAUGUUUAUCGCGGACACUCUAGGCCCGUACGACGUCUAUAGGGGCCCAGCUAACGUAGAUCCGGUACUUGCCUCAGGCGCACAGUACCCAGUCAACGACCCGCUGUAUGCCGUGCCGGCCAUGGCGGCCGCGACGAAGAAUCUGAUUUUUGGUGUCACUGCCUCAACUACUUACGAUGCGCCAUAUGCCAUGGCUCGGCGAUUCUCGACAGUUGACCACCUGGCUGAAGGGCGGGUAGCAUGGAACAUUGUGACCUCGUAUCUCGAAAGUGCGGCCAGAAACUUUGGACUAGAGACGCAGAUCGAACACGAUGAGAGGUACCGAAUUGCAGAGGAGUAUAUGGACGUAGUCUACAAGCUUUGGGAAAGUAGUUGGAGAGACGAUGCCGUUAUUCGGGAUCGUGAAAAGGGUCAGUUUGCAGUAGCAGGGAGAGUGCGCCCGAUCAAUCAUAAGGGCAAAUACUUUCAAGUACCGGGCCCUCACAUUUCAGAGCCGUCUCCCCAGCGGACGCCACUUCUAUUCCAAGCCGGGACAUCCAAAGCCGGAACAGAAUUCGGAGCAAAACAUGCAGAGGCCGUGUUCAUGGGCGGCCAGCUUCCGGAGCUGGUGCGAAAAUCGGUUGACGCGCUUCGAUCCACAGCCAAGACAUUCGGCAGGGACCCGAACCACAUCAAAGUGUUCACGGGCGUUACCGUUAUUGUUGACGAGACGGACGAGAAGGCGCAGGCUAAAUAUGAAGAGCUUCUUUCGUAUGGGGACCGCGAAGGCGCGCUUGCGUUAUUCGGCGGAUGGACAGGAAAUGACCUGUCGUCGUUUUCUGACGACGAAGAUUUAGUCCUCGUCGACAAGCCGGCGAUUCGGUCUCUGAUUAAUCGAUGGUCUACUACUGUACCCGGUACCGAGGGGCUAAAAUGGACCAAAGCCCGAAUUGUAGAAUUCCUAUCAAUAGGAGGCAUGAUGUAAGUGAAGUUGACCCAGAAUGGACAUAGCCAGGAUGGAGAUAGGAGAUAAUUAGCUGACGGCUUGAAUUCUACUAUGUACAGGCCCAAGAUCAUAGGAAGUCCCAAAACUGUUGUGGACGAGCUGGAGAGAUGGGCUGAGGUAGCAGAUGUGGACGGAUUCAACCUGGCGCACGUAGUGAACCCUGGCUC